UGAGAGGGAGGAGUAACAAAAGUGAAAACAAUUUGAAAUAGAUUUCAGUUUUUAGUUUUUGCCCAUCCCCUCCUCUCAUCUUCCUUCUCAAUCCCAUCUCUACUCUCAUUCUCACUUCCAUUCUCCCUCUUUUUCCUCUAUACUCUAGCACAAAAAAUGAAAACUAAAAAAUAAAAUUGAAAUAGUUAUCAAACAGGCCCUUAUGUUCUUGUUGUCCUAUUUUCUUGUUAUGAAUGUUAAAUCUUUUCUAUUUCAUUUUUUAUGCAGAACAUAGCUUAAUCUGCUUAUGCAUCUCUCUAACUUAUCUGACUGUGAUCCACGUGUAUGCUUGUUGGAUAGCAGAACAUUGGUGGGAGAGCCAUUAUGUUGCCUUUUAUUUUUAUAAUAGAUUUUAUUCUUAAUCUAUUGAUUUGUUGCUUAACUUCAUGAAGGAAAGCAGAAAAGUUGGCAUAUCAUUAGUUUGUUGCACUGAAGCCUUUUCUGGUAGUAGCUUUCCUUAAGUAGAGGUCUCAGCAUAAAAUGCUGUCCCUAGAGAAUAAAGGAAGAAUCUACAGCACAAGCUUUUCAUUGCUUCCCUUUGUUCAUGCAAAAUGGUCACUAAGCCAAAAAUAAUGCCAGGCUUCCUCUUCUGCCAUCUCUUCUUCCUUCUUUGUGUAGAUCAUUACUGUUCUUCUCAAAAGACCUGCCCGGAAUGUGGCUCCAUAAAAGUCCCAUAUCCCCUGAGCACAAACCCCGACUGUGGCGACCCCGACUACUCUCUCCAUUGUGACCCCUCCUCUAAGAAACUCUAUGUUGAUGCCCUCAAUGGAAGUUAUUAUCUUGUGCUUCAAAUCAUGGCUCUGAAUCAGCGCAUGCUGGUACAACCAUCCCCAUGGCUGCCUGGCCAAUGUGUUACUCAAGACAUGGUGUUGAGUGAGGGCCUCUGGUUGAAUCAGUCACUUCCUUUCAACAUCACUUCGUCGAACACCAUCUUCCUCUUUAACUGCUCUCCACGGCUCUUGGUUUCUCCUCUUAAUUGCACUCCAUCUAGCCUUUGUCACCGCUACUUGGAAAGCUCAGGACAUGUUGACACAAACCGAGCACUUCAGUGCGCAGGCAAGCUUAAGCUUUGCUGCACUUUUGUUGCUGGUGGGACGCCUUCAGCCUACAAAAUACGGCUUCACAGUUCAGGUUGUAAAGCCUUUAGAAGCAUCCUUCAUUUGGAUAUAAACCAGCCUGCAAACCAAUGGGAAGAGGGAUUGGAAAUUCAGUGGGCUCCUCCACUUGAACCAAUUUGUAGAACACAGCUUGACUGCUCUCAAGCUUCCAAAUGUUCACCUACUGGUUCCAAUGGCCUCUCUCGCUGCCUUUGCAAUACGGGCUACUAUUGGGACCAUGUUCUUGGAACAUGCUCAAGGAAGAAGAGGAACACGAAAGCCGGUCUGCGUUUAAAGGUCUCAGUAGGGGUAAUCUCUUUUUUCCUUGUGGCUGUAGUUAUAGCGAUAAUUACAGUGAAAAGGUCCUGCAAAUUCUCUGAGCAGGAAAAGCUUAACAAGGCAAGAGAAGACAUGUUGAAGAACAAUGACGGGAAAUCAGCUAGAAUGUUUCACUUAAAAGAUGUGAAGAAAGCCACUAAAGGUUUCUCUAAAGACAGGGUUUUAGGGAGUGGUGGGUUUGGAGAAGUCUACAAAGGAGAGCUUGAAGAUGGGACUGUGGUGGCUGUCAAGUCAGCUAAAGUGGGCAACAUCAAGAGCACAGAACAAGUACUAAAUGAAGUUGGGAUACUUUCCCAAGUCAACCACAAAAAUCUGGUCAGACUCUUGGGUUAUUGUGUGGAAGCUGCGCAGCCAUUGAUGCUCUAUGAGUACAUAUCAAAUGGGACACUCAGUGACCAUUUACAUGGUAAAUUUUCCACCUUUCUUGACUGGAAAACUAGGCUCAGAAUUGCCUUACAAACAGCUGAAGCAUUGACUUAUUUACACUCUGCUGCUCAUACUCCCAUCUACCAUAGAGAUGUCAAGUCAACUAAUAUACUACUUGAUGACGAUUUCAACGCCAAAGUUGCAGAUUUCGGGCUCUCCAGGUUGGCUUGUCCAGGGUUGAGCCAUGUCUCAACAUGUGCUCAAGGAACAUUAGGGUACUUAGACCCCGAAUAUUAUCGCAACUACCAGUUAACUGAUAAGAGUGAUGUUUAUAGUUAUGGGGUUGUGUUGCUUGAGCUUUUAACAUCACAGAAAGCCAUUGAUUUCUCGCGUGAUCAGGACGACGUGAAUUUAGCCAUUUAUGUGAGUGUAAGAGCCAGCAAUGGUGCAAUUAUGGAAGUUGUGGAUCAGCGGCUGUUUAGCAAGGAGCCUGCAGGGAAUAUAUUGGCAAGCAUAAAGCUUUUCUUAGAGCUCGGACUUGCCUGUCUGAGGGAAAAGAAGGGGGAUAGGCCAGCCAUGAAGGAUGUUGUUCAAGAACUCCACUGCAUAAUUCAAGUUUUAGGUCAUGAAGUGGUUCAAAACUAAUGAGAUUAGCUUUGCUGAAACUAUAUGAAUUUACUGUACUAUUAAUGUAACCGAAAAAGUAAAAUGUAUUGUACUAUUACUAUAGUGUGGAAAUGUUCUCCUACUGGACUCUGUAAGAUGCUAUGUCGUUAGAUUGUUAAUAAGACGCACUCUUAUUUUAAUGCA
Prunus dulcis (almond) is the source of this 2651-nucleotide messenger RNA. RefSeq names its product wall-associated receptor kinase-like 20. Gene Ontology annotation, molecular function: protein kinase activity; ATP binding; polysaccharide binding. Bases 591 to 2486 code for a protein of 631 amino acids. Lineage: Eukaryota; Viridiplantae; Streptophyta; Magnoliopsida; Rosales; Rosaceae. The record is from RefSeq and is a predicted model, not a curated record. Gene Ontology annotation, biological process: protein phosphorylation. The transcript is spliced from 2 exons.